AUGGAUAAAGAAAAAAGAAAAAAUAAAUUAAAAGGUGGAGCUGAAAAGUUACGAAUGAAACGGCGUGCUGAACUAAAAGCUGCAGGGAGUGAUCCCAAACAAACAAAAAUAUCAUUUCUUAGACCUCCCCAAAAAGUUAAUAAAAGCAUGAUUUCAUCUCCAUCUUCAGAUUGUAAUGAAAAAUCAAAAAUUAUUGAGUUAAAGUCUCAAAAUGCACAGAUUCCUCAAAUUCAAGAAUCUUUUUUACCCACGAAAUCAAAACUAGAUAAUUUAUCAAUAUCAAUUUUACAGGAAUGUCAUCAGGACACAGAUAGUAGAAAAUUGGUAGAUGAUGAAAUGGAAUCUGUAUCCACUGGUAACUUGCCACUACUUGAUAACUCAUCGAUUACUGACACAGAUAAUAAGGAAUCAAAACUAGAUAAUUUAUCAAAAUCAAUUUUACAGGAAUGUCAGGAAAUAGAAAGUAGACAAUUGGUAGAUGAUAAAAUGGAAUAUGUACCCAUUGGUAACUUGCCACUUCUUGAUAACUCAUCGAAACCUGAAGAUAAAAACCUACACAACUUUUUUAAAUCUCAUCCUAUACAACCGUUUGAAAACAUUUUAUUCAACCCAAAUAAAGUAUACUACAGUGUACACAACAAUGUUGCAUUUAAGAGAGAGUGGUUAAGUUACUGUAAAGAAAAUAAUACAUUGUUUUGUUCUUUCUGUUUGGCUUUUGGAAAAGAAGACAACCGCUUCACAGUAGGAUGUUCCGCACUUUCAAGUACUAACCCAUAUACUCGAAUUAAAGAACAUGAAAAAUCCGUUAGUCAUGAAAAUAGUAGUGAAGCAUUUUUACUUUUUAUAAACUCCAAUGAUAUCCGAUCAAGACUUGAUACUGUCAGACGAUUUGAAAAUGAAAGAAGAAGAUCAGUUUUGCAAAGACUUAUUGAUACAAUCAAAUUAAUUGGAAAACGUGGACUCAGUUACAGGGGUGCAAAAAAUGCAGAGGCUGCUUAUACUUUAAAUGAUUUAUCACUAGACCAUGGAAAUUUCUUAGAAAUUAUAUUAUUAUUAGCAAAUUAUGACCCAUUGUUAAAAGAACAUGUAGACAAGGCAGUUAUGCAAAGUCAGAAGUUGUAUGAAUCCAGAAAAGAAGCUGUACAUGCUGGACGUCCUGGUAAAUUUGUUACCUUUUUAUCAAAAACUACUGCAGAUUAUGUUAUAGAUGCAAUUAGUGUUUUAUUAAAGAAAAACCUUUCAGAAAUUAUUAAGAAAUCUGAAUUUUUUAGUGUUCAAAUUGAUUCAACACAGGAUAUAAACGUUCAUGACCAAUUAGCUAUUGUUGUUAGAUUUGUUACAGAUGACGUACAAGAACGUUUAAUAGCAUUAGUGAACUGUAAAUGUGGUACUGGUAAAAAUCUAUGUGAUCUAUUAUGUAAAGUAUUGGAAGAUAUGAACUUGGAUGUUACAAAAUGUGUUGGAAGUUCGACUGAUGGUGCGAGUAACAUGCGUGGACGGUAUAAUGGUUUUUCAGCAUGGCUAAAUAAAGUAAGUCCAGACCAAAUCCAUGUAUGGUGUUAUGCUCAUGUGCUCAAUCUGGUAAUGAUUGAUACAUCUAACGUUACUUGUGAAUGUACUUAUUUAUUCGGUUUAUUAAACUCUAUUGCAGUAUUCGUUAGAGAAUCGUACCUUCGAAUGAAUAAGUGGGAGGGGAAUAGUAAAUAUAAGUUUAUUUCAAAUAUUGGUGAUACACGUUGGUGGUCUAAAGAUAGGUGUUUGACAAAAGUUUUUGGAUUAUAUUCAUUUCCUAAAGAGGCUUUGUUUGUAGAUAUUAUACAGACUCUUAAUGACAUUUAUUUGAGUGAUAAAUUUAAUCAAGAGAUAAGAUUUAAAGCUCAAAUGUAUAGAGAUUCACUUCUUAAGUAUGAAACUGUAUUAACUGCAAAUAUUUAUCUUCAAAUAUUUUCAUCUACAACACCAGUUUCGUUAUACCUCCAGAGUAAAGGUAUGAAUGUUAUUCAAGCUUAUAAUAUGAUUAAAUGUACUUUAAAUACUCUUAAUUCCCAGUCACGAAAAUUUGAUACUAUACUUGAAGUAACAAAUAAAUUUAUCACAUGGGCCAAUUCAAAACUAGAAGAUUUAAACUUAGAAGUUGCAACUACAUUUCCAGUUAAAAGAAUUCUGAAAAAGAAAAAGAUGUCCGGAGAAAAUACAAAUGACCAACCUCAAACAGAUCCAAAAUUAAAAUAUGAAAUAAAUGUUUACAAUGUAAUUUAUGAUCAAAUAAUUAGCAGUUUGGAAAAACGAUUUAAUACUCAUGGCAAAUUAUAUGAAGAUAUAUCCUACUUAAAUCCACAAUAUUUCAUUAAUACUAAUUUACCCACUAUAGCAUUUGAAUUUUUAAGUAAAAAAAUUCAGAAAUUCAAACCUGAAAUAACAGCUGGCAGUAUUCAAACUGAACUUAAAGAUUUUAUUUUAAAAUGGCCAAGACUGAAAAAAAUUGCUUCUGGUUCAAAUUUAAUGGAAGAACUGAGUGAUGAAGAAAAUGAAAUUUUAAUUGAAAGUGAUGAAAAUACUAUAUGUACAGAAAAAGGUAAAGGAAAUGCUUGUCAAAAUUGUAUUAGGUGUGUAUAUGCUGUAUUACACAAAUACAACUUACAUUCUUCAGCUUAUUCUCAUCUUUAUAUAGUUUAUAAAUUUGUAUUGACACUUUCUUGUACACAAAUUAGGUGCGAAACUACUUUUUCAAAACUUAAAUAUAUUCUUAACCGCUUAAGAAAUUGUCUUUCUCAACCAAAAUUAGAGACAUUUCUUUUAAUGUCUGUUGAAAAAGACUUACUUCAAACUAUUAAUAAUGAAGAUGUUAUUGACUUAAUAUCUAAUAAAAGCCAGGAUUUGAUGAAGUUGUUGAAAUUGUAA
Messenger RNA from Aphis gossypii (cotton aphid), 2901 nucleotides. RefSeq lists its product as uncharacterized. Gene Ontology annotation, molecular function: protein dimerization activity. NCBI's taxonomy places the organism in Eukaryota, Metazoa, Arthropoda, Insecta, Hemiptera, Aphididae. The transcript has 5 exons. The coding region runs from base 1 to 2901 and encodes 966 amino acids. The record is from RefSeq and is a predicted model, not a curated record.